GUCAGUCAUUUCCAUUGCGAACAUGAACUCUCCGGCUCUUAUUCUCCUUCUGAUAUUCCUGUUUUUCCAGCGGACAGCUGCUAAUUCUGUGGAAGAAAUCACCUGGACCUACUCGGGCUCGGUGGGUCAGUCCGAAUGGUCCGAGUACUUCCCUGACUGUGGCGGUGCCUCUCAGUCACCUGUUGACGUGACAACCACUCAGACUAAAUACGACCCCAGCUUGGUUCCGGUGACGCCUCUGGGCUACAGCCAGCAUGGGAACCAGCCUUUCAGCCUGCACAAUAACGGACACACAGUCGUCAUUGAGCUGCCAGGGUGGAUGGGACUACAGGGUCUGCCGUGGCUCUUCACAGCUGUUCAGCUGCACCUUCACUGGGGCAACGGCAGCCCAGGUCAUGGGGGCAGUGAACACACCAUUGAUGGAAGGAGUGCAGAUGCAGAGCUACAUGUGGUUCAUUACAACUCGGAGCUUUACCCCAACAUGUCUGCAGCCAUGACGCAGAGGGACGGUCUGGCUGUUUUAGGAAUUUUCAUUGAGACAGGUGAAGAGACGAACCCAGCGUUUAACAACAUCAUCAACUACAUGAGCCGCAUCAGACAUGCAGACCAGAAAGAGUUCAUCCCAGCCUUUGACGUCCAGUCCCUUCUUCCCAGGAGUCUGGGACGCUACUACCGAUACAACGGCUCACUGACGACACCCCCCUGUUACCAGAGCGUCAUCUGGACGGUGUUCCAAGAGAGGGUUCAGAUCUCAAAGGCACAGCUGCUGAAGAUGGAGACGAUACUUUACUCCAGUAAAGCUGAAGAUUCACACAGGAUGCUGCUGCAGGACAACUACCGGGUAACACAGUCGCUCAACCACAGAGUCGUCCUUGCCUCCUUCUCUGCAGAAUCUGGAAAGGAGCUCUCGUCUGGUGAAGUCACAGCCAUAGUGAUCGGAGUGAUGUGUGGCUGCGUGGGCCUGGCAGUGAUUGUUCGUUUCAUCGUGAAGACAAUACGCUCUUCUUCUAGCUGGGACGUCCUGCACAAUAAUCGGCCAGCGCCUUCGCCAAGGGUAAAUGAUCAAGAACACUCCAAAGAGAAAAAACAAGACCUGGCUCUUAGCACAACCUCAGAGGCCGAAAAGAAAGAAGAACCUUCGCCGUCAUCUCCGGCAGAGCCGUGACAGCACAUCAGCUCAGGCCAGAAACCCAAACACUCGAUCAGUGAUUUCAUUUCCCCAUAAGUCAAGAACACUUUCACUUUUUUGUUCAUUUUUUUCCCACAGACAGUGACAAAAACAAAACAUCUUAGAAGAAGUGAAAGUGGGACGAAACCUCAACAUGGGAUGAUCCACCAGCUGUACUGAUUAAGUGUCAAAGUUCUUUGCUUCAUUCA
Molecule: messenger RNA, 1377 nt
Organism: Nematolebias whitei (Rio pearlfish)
Lineage: Eukaryota; Metazoa; Chordata; Actinopteri; Cyprinodontiformes; Rivulidae
Gene: ca14
Product: carbonic anhydrase XIV
Exons: 12
Coding region: 23-1165 (380 amino acids)
Cellular component (GO): plasma membrane
Molecular function (GO): zinc ion binding; carbonate dehydratase activity
Source: RefSeq, a predicted model, not a curated record